Molecule: messenger RNA, 1148 nt
Organism: Erpetoichthys calabaricus (reedfish)
Lineage: Eukaryota; Metazoa; Chordata; Cladistia; Polypteriformes; Polypteridae
Gene: cltrn
Product: collectrin, amino acid transport regulator
Exons: 6
Coding region: 1-741 (246 amino acids)
Source: RefSeq, a predicted model, not a curated record
AUGAUUCAGUACUUACCUAUAUUCAAGAAAAUGCUGCAGAAGUAUCCAGGCAGAAACAGAGAAAGACAAAAUGCUCUUGUCACUGAAACAGGUGAUAGUCCAGGGAUGGCCAAGGGAAUGAUCACAGGUGCAAGAGGAGAUACACAUGAUGGCUACAAAGUAAGACUAAGUAUAAAAACAGCCCUUGGUAAAGAUGCAUAUCAGUGGAAUGAAGAUGAAAAGUUUUUAUUCAGAGCAACCAUUGCAUUUGCAAUGAGGGCAUACACAAAAGAUGAAUCUUACAAUGUUUCUAGCGUGUUAAUUUGCAACGAAACACAGAGGGUUUCCUUUUGGAUACAGGUAAAGAGACCCAAUACAGCAAUACCUGUCCAACAAGAUCUGCUUGAGAAGGCUAUAAUAUCAUCUAGAAACAGAAUCAACAGUGCAUUUUUAUUGAGUGACAAAACCUUGGAGUUUGUAGGGAUCACUUCUACUUUACCGUCUCCAAUUGAACCCUCGUAUCCAGUGUGGCUUGUUGUAUUUGGUGUUGUAAUUGGAAUAGUGACAUUAGGUAUUAUCGCAAUUAUUGUAUCUGGAGUGCUGGCAAAAAAGAGGAAGAUAAAGGAAAUUGAAGAUGGUGAUGAACUGGAAAAAGAAGACAAUAUUGUAGAAAAUGGAAUUUACUGUGGUGUUCUUGAAAUAAAGGAAGGUGUAAACAAUGGUGCAUUUGCCCAUGAAGAUGACAGCCUCACAAAAUUAUAAAGACUAAAUUAACCUGAAGCCUUAAAUAAGCUUGAUUUCUGUGUUUAAGCUGGUAUGUUAAAAUACAGUGAGUCCCCUUUUUUGGGAAUCCCAUAUUUCAAAAUGUAAGUACUGACAUAUUGUAAUGUUAUGAAAAACUGUUAAGAGUGGAUUAUUUAUUGGUUUAAUGUAGAUUUCAUGUUUUCAACACUGGUAAUUGUUACUUUUGAAGCUUUGUUAAUCUUUUUAUUUUUUUUUAGAUUGAUCCAAAAAAAAAUCAUAAAGAUCUGUCACAACAACACAGGUGUAGUUAAAAUGUUUGAACCAUGUUCCCAGCGUUUUGUGAGAUCAUUUGUUAGACAGAUUCAAUAUGAUAUUCAACACAGGCCAUAAUUUGUAAAUUAUUGAAUACAUGAGUAUAAAAAUCU